UGUACUUUUAAUUAUUAUUUUAUUUAAACAUACGAAUUAAUUGUAUUCUUUAAAAAUGUAUCAAAUAUAUAUUUUAUGGUAACUAUCCCUCAGAAUAUAUGUAUAUGUGCGAAAUUGAAGACGCUUCAGUUAAGUGAGGGUACCGGUGUGUUAGAUGUUUAAUUCAGCACCGGCAUUGCGUGACAGUUGUUUGAAUAACAAGUGGUUUGUUUUUAAAACCACACCUUUUAAACUUUAGGUUCAAAGAAUCAUAGUAGGAGUCAUUAAUAAUAAUUUAAAGGAAAUCCAGCAGAAAUCGAAGCCAACAUGUCUGGAGAAGUGCGUUUGCGGCAGUUGGAGCAGUUUAUUUUGGAUGGGCCGGCUCAGACCAAUGGGCAGUGCUUCAGUGUGGAAACGUUAUUGGAUAUACUCAUCUGCCUUUAUGAUGAAUGCAAUAAUUCUCCGCUGAGAAGAGAGAAGAAUAUUCUUGAAUACCUAGAAUGGGCUAAACCAUUUACUUCUAAAGUGAAACAGAUGCGGUUACAUAGAGAAGACUUUGAAAUAUUAAAGGUGAUUGGCCGAGGAGCUUUUGGAGAGGUUGCUGUAGUAAAACUAAAAAAUGCAGACAAAGUAUUUGCCAUGAAAAUAUUGAAUAAAUGGGAAAUGCUGAAAAGAGCAGAGACAGCAUGUUUUCGUGAAGAAAGAGAUGUGUUAGUGAAUGGAGACAAUAAAUGGAUUACAACUUUGCACUACGCUUUCCAGGAUGACAAUAACUUAUAUCUGGUUAUGGAUUAUUAUGUUGGCGGGGAUUUGCUUACUCUGCUCAGCAAAUUUGAAGAUAGAUUGCCCGAAGAUAUGGCUCGAUUUUACUUGGCUGAGAUGGUGAUAGCAAUUGAUUCUGUUCAUCAGCUGCAUUAUGUGCACAGAGACAUCAAACCUGACAAUAUAUUGAUGGAUAUGAAUGGACAUAUUCGGUUAGCAGAUUUUGGUUCUUGUCUAAAACUGAUGGAAGAUGGAACUGUCCAGUCCUCAGUGGCUGUUGGAACCCCAGAUUAUAUCUCUCCUGAAAUCCUUCAAGCCAUGGAAGACGGAAAAGGCAGAUACGGCCCCGAGUGCGACUGGUGGUCUUUGGGGGUCUGCAUGUAUGAGAUGCUUUACGGAGAGACACCGUUUUAUGCAGAAUCUCUGGUGGAGACGUAUGGAAAAAUCAUGAAUCACAAAGAAAGGUUUCAGUUUCCGGCUCAAGUGACUGAUGUGUCUGAAAAUGCUAAGGAUCUUAUUCGAAGGCUCAUUUGUAGCAGAGAACAUCGACUUGGUCAAAAUGGAAUAGAAGACUUUAAGAAACACCCCUUUUUCAGUGGAAUUGACUGGGAUAAUAUUCGAAACUGUGAAGCACCUUAUAUUCCAGAAGUUAGUAGCCCAACAGAUACAUCGAAUUUUGAUGUGGAUGACGAUUGUUUAAAGAAUACUGAAACGAUGCCCCCACCAACACACACGGCAUUUUCUGGCCACCACCUGCCAUUUGUUGGUUUUACCUAUACCAGUAGCUGUGUUCUUUCUGAUCGAAGCUGUUUAAGAGUUACAGCUGGACCUGCUUCACUGGAUCUUGAUGCUAACGUUCAAAGGACUCUAGAUAACAACUUAGCAACUGAAGCUUAUGAAAGGAGAAUUAAACGCCUUGAACAGGAAAAGCUUGAACUUAGUAGAAAACUUCAAGAGUCCACACAGACUGUCCAAGCUCUGCAGUAUUCAACUGUUGAUGGCCCACUCACAGCAAGCAAAGAUUUAGAAAUAAAAAAUUUAAAAGAAGAAAUUGAAAAACUAAGGAAACAAGUAAGAGAAUCAAGUCACUUGGAACAACAACUUGAAGAAGCUAAUUCAGUGAGGCGGGAACUAGAUGAUGCUUUUAGACAAAUCAAGGCUUAUGAAAAACAAAUCAAAACAUUACAACAGGAAAGGGAAGAAUUAAAUAAGGAACUAGUCCAGGCUAGUGAGCGAUUAAAAAACCAAUCCAAAGAGCUGAAAGACGCACACUGUCAGAGGAAACUGGCCAUGCAGGAGUUCAUGGAGAUCAAUGAGCGGCUCACAGAAUUGCACACCCAGAAACAGAAACUUGCUCGCCAUGUCCGAGAUAAGGAAGAAGAGGUGGACCUGGUGAUGCAAAAAGUUGAAAGCUUAAGGCAAGAACUGCGCAGAACAGAGAGAGCCAGGAAAGAGCUGGAAGUUCAUACAGAAGCUAUCGCUGCUGAAGCAUCUAAAGACAGGAAAUUGCGUGAACAGAGCGAACACUAUUCUAAGCAACUGGAAAAUGAAUUGGAGGGACUGAAGCAAAAACAAAUUAGUUACUCACCAGGAGUAUACAGCAUAGAACAUCAGCAAGAGAUAACUAAACUAAAGACAGAUUUGGAAAAGAAAAGUAUCUUUUAUGAAGAAGAAUUAUCCAAAAGAGAAGGCAUACAUGCAAAUGAAAUUAAAAAUCUGAAGAAAGAACUACAUGAUUCAGAAGGCCAGCAACUUGCUCUGAACAAAGAAAUUAUGAUUUUGAAAGACAAAUUGGAAAAAAACAGGAGAGAGAGUCAAAGUGAAAGGGAAGAAUUUGAAAAUGAAUUCAAACAACAGUAUGAACGAGAAAAGGUGUUAUUAACUGAAGAAAAUAAAAAACUGACGAGUGAACUUGAUAAGCUAACCGCUCUGUAUGAGAGCUUAAGCAUGCGCAACCAGCAGUUGGAAGAAGAGGUGAAAGAUCUGGCAGACAAGAAAGAAUCAGUUGCACAUUGGGAAGCCCAAAUCACGGAAAUAAUUCAGUGGGUCAGCGAUGAAAAGGAUGCCCGAGGGUAUCUUCAGGCCUUGGCCUCUAAAAUGACCGAAGAGUUAGAAGCAUUACGAAAUUCCAGCUUGGGCACGCGAGCAACAGAUAUGCCCUGGAAAAUGCGUCGUUUUGCGAAACUGGAUAUGUCAGCACGACUGGAGCUACAGUCAGCUCUCGACGCAGAAAUAAGAGCCAAACAGGCCAUCCAAGAAGAGCUGAAUAAAGUUAAAGCAUCUAAUAUCAUAACAGAAUGUAAACUAAAAGAUUCAGAGAAGAAGAACUUGGAACUACUCUCAGAAAUCGAACAACUGAUAAAGGACACUGAAGAACUUAGAUCUGAAAAGGGUAUAGAGCACCAAGACUCACAGCAUUCUUUCUUGGCAUUUUUGAAUACGCCUACCGAUGCUCUGGAUCAAUUUGAACGCUCUCCGUCCUGUGCUCCAGCUAGCAAAGGCAGACGUACUGUAGAUAGUGCUCCACUUCCAGUUCACACACCAACCUUAAAGAAAAAGGCAUGCCCUGGCUCUGCUGGCGUUCCACCUAAGCGCAAGACUCAUCAGUUUUUUGUCAAAUCUUUCACGGCUCCUACCAAAUGUCACCAGUGCACCUCUUUGAUGGUGGGCUUGAUAAGACAGGGCUGUUCCUGCGAAGUGUGUGGAUUCUCAUGUCAUAUAACUUGUGUCAACAAAGCUCCCACCACGUGUCCGGUUCCUCCUGAGCAGACCAAAGGUCCCCUGGGUAUAGAUCCUCAGAAAGGAAUAGGCACAGCAUAUGAAGGUCAUGUCCGGAUCCCUAAGCCCGCUGGGGUGAAGAAAGGAUGGCAGAGAGCGCUGGCUGUGGUCUGUGACUUCAAACUCUUUCUGUACGACGUUGCUGAGGGAAAAGCAUCUCAGCCCAGCGUGGUCGUCAGUCAGGUGAUCGACAUGAGGGAUGAAGAAUUUUCUGUGAGUUCAGUCUUGGCUUCUGAUGUUAUUCAUGCAAGUCGGAAAGAUAUACCCUGUAUCUUUAGAGUCACAACCUCCCAGCUCUCGGCGCCGAACAACAAGUGUUCGGUCCUGAUGCUGGCAGACAGCGAGAGCGAGAAGAGCAAGUGGGUGGGCGUGCUGAGUGAGCUGCACCGGAUCCUGAAGAAGAACAAGUUCCGAGAUCGCUCAGUGUACGUCCCGAAAGAGGCCUAUGACAGCACUCUGCCGCUCAUCAAAACCACCCAGGCUGCUGCAAUCAUAGAUCAUGAAAGGAUAGCUUUGGGAAAUGAAGAAGGUUUAUUUGUUGUGCAUGUCACCAAAGAUGAAAUUAUUAGAGUGGGUGACAAUAAGAAGAUUCAUCAGAUUGAGCUCAUUCCACAUGAUCAGCUCGUUGCUGUGAUCUCAGGACGAAACCGUCACGUACGACUUUUCCCUAUGUCAGCCCUGGACGGACGAGAGACGGAUUUUUAUAAGCUGGCAGAGACGAAGGGGUGUCAGACCAUAACGUCUGGGAAGGUGCGCCAUGGAGCUGUUACGUGCCUGUGUGUGGCCAUGAAAAGGCAGGUCCUGUGUUAUGAACUAUUUCAGAGCAAGACCCGUCACAGGAAAUUUAAGGAAAUUCAAGUCCCGUAUAAUGUCCAGUGGAUGGCAAUCUUCAGUGAGCACCUCUGUGUGGGAUUCCAGUCGGGAUUUCUGAGAUACCCCCUGAACGGAGAGGGAAGCCCGCACAGCAUGCUCCACUCGAGUGACCACACGCUGUCGUUCAUUGCGCACCAGCCCACGGACGCCAUCUGCGCGGUGGAGAUCUCCAGUAAAGAGUACCUGCUGUGUUUUAGCAGCAUCGGGAUAUACACGGACUGCCAGGGCCGCAGGUCUAGGCAGCAGGAACUGAUGUGGCCGGCAAACCCCUCCUCCUGUUGUUACAACGCACCCUAUCUCUCAGUGUAUAGUGAAAACGCAGUUGACAUCUUUGAUGUGAACUCCAUGGAAUGGAUUCAGACUCUUCCACUCAAAAAGGCUCGACCUUUAAACAGUGAAGGAUCAUUAAAUCUUUUAGGCCUGGAGACAAUUAGAUUAAUAUAUUUCAAAAACAAGAUGGCAGAAGGGGAUGAACUGGUGGUCCCUGAAACCACAGAUAAUAGUCGGAAACAAAUGGUUAGAAAUAUUAACAACAAGCGGCGUUACUCCUUCAGAGUCCCAGAAGAGGAAAGGAUGCAACAGAGAAGAGAGAUGCUGCGAGAUCCUGAAAUGAGAAAUAAAUUAAUUUCUAACCCAACUAAUUUUAACCACAUAGCACACAUGGGUCCAGGAGAUGGAAUACAGAUCCUAAAAGACUUGCCCAUGCCAGGCUUCCCUUAUCCAUCCCCUCAUCUUCACUCCGGUCUGAUCUCCUCUCCGAUCAACUUUGAGCACAUCUAUCACAUGACUGUUAAUUCCGCUGAAAAAUUUCUCUCUCCUGAUUCCAUAAACCCUGAAUACCCCCCGUCUCUGCGCUCUGUCCCCGGUACACCCAGCCUUAGGACUCCGAGGAACCCUCGGCCUCAGGAAAGUCGGACAGUAUUCAGUGGCUCGGUCAGUAUUCCUUCGAUCACCAAGUCCCGCCCGGAACCUGGCCGCUCCAUGAGCGCCAGCAGCGGCCUGUCGGCAAGGUCAUCGGCACAGAACGGCAGCGCGUUAAAGCGGGAGUUCUCUGGAGGAAGCUACAGCGCGAAGCGGCAGCCCCUGCCCUCCCCGUCCGAGGGCUCACUGUCCUCCGGAGGUGUGGACCAAGGAAGUGACGCCCCGGCCAGAGACUAUGACGCAGAGGACUCUGAUUCCCCGAGGCAUUCCACAGCUUCCAACAGUUCCAACCUGAGCAGCCCCCCCAGCCCGGUGUCGCCGCGGAAGACCAAGAGCCUCUCUUUGGAGAGCACGGACCGCGGGACCUGGGACCCGUGAGCCCCUCGGCCCUCACACCAGACCAGAGCCGCUUCACUCUUAGCUGCCCGCCCCCUCCUCUCACUCCCGUCUCCCCCUCCCCCCUUCCUGGACACGCCAGCCUGGCGCAGCGGAGCUGGGGCCAGAGCCCUGCCGGCGUGACGCCCGGGCCCUGGCCCUCCGCGCCACGGCAGCCACCAUAAAGGCAGACGUCCACGGAACAGCUUAGAUUGAUACUGAUUUCAUUUCAUACACUUAGAGUUGCUUUCUAUCAUAUUUUACCCCUCCCCCCAACGGUAGCUUAGGUAGACAGAUUACACAAAGUUGUAAGCGCUAAGAUAGGGUUAGACAGACUUGGUUUGCGCAGUAGCGUUCCAGUGUAGUCCCCAGACAGCGCACGGGCUCCCCGGCGGGUCCUGGGGCCGCCGCCAGGCUCCGCUGGGCACCCACAGUGCGUGUCGACCUGAUCGUUGCCAGUCAGUCCUUAUUAACGCAAACAAUGCAUAUUUUACUACAAUGCAGAGUUUAAAGUACACAAAUGUAGAGGUUAAAUACUGAAUGUAUAUAGUGAAAAGAAGCAUCUUGUAUUCAGUGAAAGAUGGAUGCAUAUAUAAGAGAGCAUUUAAUUUAAAGAAGUGUGUUGUUUCUUGUCUGUUUCCCAGCUCAGUAAUUUAAAGAGUAGAAAGGCCUCGCGCUGCCGGUGCGGAGGGAGAGCGAGAGGAAUCAGGGUUCCCUUUAGUGCUGCGUCCUCGCGCUGGGAGCGGUCGGAAAACGUACAGACUUCGGCUUCAUGGGGUUGGCGUGCGACCCGGGCACCAAACUUGUAACAUUUGAAGCCUCUUCAGCAGCAUCAUCAAAAGGCAGAUUUCCUUCUAUCCAGGACCUUUUUUCCCUAGUAGAAUUGAGCCACACUUCUCAUGUUUGAUAUUGUGGUACCUUCUGCAGAUGGAUGUAGGAAUGCAGUUUUGUCACCUUCUGAUCCCUUCCAUCUGACACAGGGACGGCGGUGGCUUCUGAAGGGCCGUGAGAGGGUCACAGGGGUGCUUGUUCUUUCUGGGCUAAUCCCGUCCCUCCUGAGUGGCAGUGAGGUGUCUCCCCCAGCUGGGCCGGCUUCUCAGGGAGGAGUCUGUUUUGAGUGUGGUGCCAGCUUCCUCAGAUAAGCCUGGGAAAGGGGUUUAAUUACCAAAUAAUAGAAAACCUCAGAUGCAAGGACUUGAACAGCCUUAACCAAAUAUUCUCUCCCACACCCAGCGGGUAACGAAGUGCUCCCAGGGCACGGGCAGGAAGUGCGCCCCGCGUGGGCAGCUUGCCACCUUGACCGGAUGAGUUUUCCCCCUCGUUUGCUACAUUGUGUUGUUAGUCAUAUUUCCGUUUGAACCCCUGCUGUUUUAAUUACCACGAGGAAAUGAGAUGCAGAACCAGGACUUUUUUCUUCCGGUCAUUUCACCAGUUAAGCACAUAAGUAAAGAAAGAGAUAGAAAUAAACGUAUCUCAUGGAAGUAACGCGAAUUCUCCUCUUUUUCUUUUUAUCUAAAUUUGAGCACUAGAAACAGGGUUUUUUCCUCUCUCCUCCGAACUUCAGCUCGAGUGGGAGAGCUGUGGGUGGGGCGCUGCCGCCCGCCCUGAGUCCUCGCGGGGCCGAGCCGGGUCCAAGCUGAUGCUGCUCGGUGGGGAGGCCCCUGACGCUCAGGGACGGAAGAACGGAUCCUGUUUGGGGAUUAUAUUGCAAAAGGUUACUGUAGAGCAGUUAAAAAUAAUGUCAAGCUUUGACAUUUAGACGCUCUGGGCCAGGCACUCGCUCAGAUGUGACCGUUGCGCUGCGGGUGGGCCUGACUGACUGCAGUUCUCGUCUCCUGAACCCUUGGCUUUGGGAGAAGAAGUGUCAUACAAGACUGUUUUGUGCCCCCGGCAUCCAGGGUUGGGCCUCGAGCUGGGCUGUUGCCGUGUGGCUCUGGUAGCUCCUUACACUUGGCGUUUCCCAGGAGAGGGGGGAGCCGCCGCCUGCCAGGGGCCGAGCGCCUGGCCGGCUGCCCCUCUCCUGCCGACCCGCCCAUUCCCCUUCCCUCCUCCUCCCGCUUCCCUUCACGAGGACUCCUGGGUCUCUGUGCUAAGUCAUUAUUUAUCUCUGGCAACUAAGUGAAUUUAUUGCCUGUAGGUGCUUGCUUUUUAAUGGAUGCUUUUAGGAUCAACUAUAACCCUGCCUGACGUCCGGACUCCACUACAGUGAGCCGGACCCUUCAGCCGCCCAACAGGGCAGGGAGAGCGAGCCUGCUCCGGCUGCUGGGCCCCAGGGCGGCACUUCCACGUUGGCCCAGUGGGGGCAGCCCAGCCUCCGGGGUUUUCCGUCACCAUCGUCAGUGGUCUUACUGGUCCCAGGAGAGCAGUCCCAGAUAUGGGUAGGUUCUAACAGCAGGGCUCGGGAAGAAAGCCCGACAGGGGUAACAGUUCCAGGGGUUCCCAAGGGAACGGCCAUCCUGCUGGCCUUAUCCCCAGCAUGAAGCAGGCACCGUCAGGGGCUUCUGGGAAGAAUGACUUGAGAAGGUGGGGACGAGUGCCAGGGAACAGGAACCGGUGACCAUCUGAAGCGGCAGCAGCCGUGGCGCAGGCUUCUGUGCUGAGGUCAGCCCUUGUUUUGUGGAGAACGUUUUAAGAACGUCUGUGGCAGCAGGAACUCAGUUCUCAGCAGAAAGGAAAAAUAAAUGAGAUUUCUGACAUAGUCCGUGUUGGUACUUGGUGCUAUCUACGUCCAGCCAAUUUGUUGUCGACCCUUGAAUUCUGAUUAAUUUAAUCUUGUCGUGUGCUUUGGGUGUAUGAAGUUAUAUAUAUAUAUACACACAUAUAUAUUUUCUUUUUACCAAAAACGGAAGCCUGCCUUCUUAUCAAAUGGUUAUUAAAGUAUAUUUUAUUUCUUUAAUUAUGUGUAUACACACACACCCUCCUAGCUUAGUGAUUUGUUUUCCCAGGGAGCACAGUUGUAAGGCUAACGAGCUACAACUAAAAAGGUCCAUCUCGAGUUUCCCAGUCAGUUCUCGUACCCAAGCUUCAGGGAAGAAUCUGAAAUUCCUAUUAUGUUUACAGCCACAAUCUGUCAUUCCCCGGUUGGCUCUCAGCCUUCCUCUGCUUCCCCUAUCAUUAGAAUCCUGUCUUUCUGUUACCUAGCAGCCACAUCUACGUCUGUGAAAGACCCGCUGGCACUGGUAUGGUCUCAGGUAUCGUAGAGAAAAGCCAGAGCAGGGCCAGGUGGACACCCCAAAGCCCCACGUACAGCGGGGCCUGCCUUCGGCAGUGACCACACACUGUGGUCCCAGCUGCACGGGGCCUUGGGACGUCACCGUCCGCUUUCUGGACAGAGUGGCGCGCUCGGCAGCAGUCAGACUUUGCCACUGUCCAGUUCCACGGGGCACAACAGGGAAAUAAGGGGCACUUCGCUCACCACCUCCCCAGGCCCAGCCCCUCACAGCAUUUCCGAGAGCUCCUCUCUGAAACCUCUUUCCUUAUCGUGACCUCAGUUGUCACUCAAGCCCAGUGUGCAAGUCCGGAGCUCUGUCCCCCAGGUCAGCACUGGCAGGCAGGCCGGGUUCUCAUCCUUCCCAGGGACAGCCAUGGCACACAAACUGUCCCCGUUCAGGGGGGCGGGGGGCUGGACUAACAAAAGCAAAUCAACCCUGAAAUUUCAUGAAAACAAAGUGACCUGCCUUUUUAUUUCAUAGUGUAAUAAUAUCAUUUGUUUCAUAAAUUUUUUAGGGUCUUUUCUCAUUGUAAUAUUAUUGUACAGUUUUGCAUGGCCUAGGUGUAAUCAUUUUUUUGUUUAGAGUAAUAAUGCUGACAAAUAAUGUGCGUAUGGAAGGGGAAAAGAUACUGCUUUGGCCUUUGAUCACUUCCUCAUUUCAUUUUGUUUGGUUUUCUGCCCUCAGUGUCUUAGGGAAGUUUAUAAGAGAUUCUCUGCUACCAAACAGUGGUGUGGAUUCUUUUGCACAGAGAUAUUUAAGGUGGGAUAGUAAAAAAUGUAACAAAAGACUCCUCGCCAAUAUUUUAUGUCGGUAUCAAUAUUAACCGGACUUUGAUGUAUUGCAAUAAAACAGGGAACUGUUAGAAUUGAGUAUU
Messenger RNA from Pteronotus mesoamericanus, 9774 nucleotides. It is a transcript of the gene CDC42BPA, whose product is annotated as CDC42 binding protein kinase alpha. Gene Ontology annotation, molecular function: protein serine/threonine kinase activity; ATP binding. Lineage: Eukaryota; Metazoa; Chordata; Mammalia; Chiroptera; Mormoopidae. The record is from RefSeq and is a predicted model, not a curated record. Bases 307 to 5691 code for a protein of 1794 amino acids. Gene Ontology annotation, biological process: peptidyl-threonine phosphorylation; actomyosin structure organization. The transcript is spliced from 38 exons. Gene Ontology annotation, cellular component: cytoskeleton; cytoplasm; actomyosin.